Molecule: messenger RNA, 996 nt
Organism: Aspergillus heteromorphus CBS 117.55
Lineage: Eukaryota; Fungi; Ascomycota; Eurotiomycetes; Eurotiales; Aspergillaceae
Exons: 3
Coding region: 1-996 (331 amino acids)
Source: RefSeq, a predicted model, not a curated record
AUGAUCAUCCCUCGUGAUGAUGGAUCAUCCGUCGAGUCGCCCUCCUCCAGUCGGGAUCAGAUCAUCAUCGGCGUGGUGAUGGGGAGUGUGGUUGUUCUUUUGAUCCUCCUCAUCCUCCUCCUCAUCCACGCCAAAAAGAAAAGCGUCGCCCGUCGUCGCCGUCGCCUUGAGGAACGUCUCCUGCAGCAACAGCAGCAACAGCAACAGCAACAGCACCACCUCUCCCUCACCAUGAGCAUGGGCAUGGGGUACUACCCCGGCCCCAGUCCCGGCUUCCCCAGCCCCGGCUUCGGCUUGGGCUUCGUUCCCCAUGGCUCAGAGGGACAGGGACAGGGUCUGGGUCUGGGUCUGGGUCUGAAGCCACUUCCUACCCCGGAGUAUUAUCCUCAGGGUGAGGGGCAGGGUUAUCAACUUCAAUCUCAUUCUCGUCAUCAGCCUCAGCCCGUGGAAUCCGUUCAACCCGCAGAACCUCUCUCCGCCCAAUCGACCUCCUCCGCCGAGCAACGAGCCCUCAACGACCCCCCGCCGGCGUACCAUCCCACGCCUGCCCCCGCCCCGCCCCUCCCGCCGUACAACCCCUCCCGGUAUCUCGGCGUGGAUCAGAUGGUCGGCAUUGCGGUGCCGUAUCCCGGGGUGAGGGCGAGUUUGUAUCGCUUUGAGGAGGGGGGGAGUGGAUAUGGGCAUGCGAUCAGUGCGGGGCAGGGUCAGAGUCUGGGUCUGGGCCAGCACGAGGGAGUGAGGAGGGUGCCUGAGAGGGAUGAGAGGCGAUCCCCCUCCGGCUGCCUGAGACCUCUCCUCUCAAUGGCUCGGCUCGCUCAAUGGCCGCGUAUCCCCGAGGCGCUCCCCACCCAGGAAAUCCCCCCCUCCCUCUCCCCCCCCGUGAGGGAGGGUGAACCAUUCUGUCGGGUCGACGAUGUGUCGCCCACGGUCUACCCGUACGACCGUCUCUGGAUCGAGUCGCGCGCCCAUGCCCCUCGCAGCCUCGCCCUGCGCUGA